Prorocentrum cordatum is the source of this 1305-nucleotide messenger RNA. The record is from the annotation of a GenBank genome assembly. Lineage: Eukaryota; Dinophyceae; Prorocentrales; Prorocentraceae.
AUGGCCCCGAAAAAACUGCCGAAGCUCCCGGAUGGGAGCCGCUGGGGGCGCCUCGACCUCGACAACUUCGUGGCGCCUGCGGCGGCGCGGGCCAGCACUGUAGAAGGCUCGUCGCCGCUCCGAGCGCGCCUAUCCAGGCAGGCGCCGUCGUCCAUCGCCAGCGGGGCCGAGAAGAGGCCGGCCGAGGCGCCGGCCUCGAGUGCGGGUAAGAGGGCGGCCGCGGCCUCCGCUCUUCGGCGGCCGGCGGCCGCUUCGAGUGCCAGGGAAGCCGCGGAGGCGGCUGUGACAGCGGGCGAGGAGGAAGCUCGAGGGCCGCUGGAAGGUUUGCCGGAAGCUGGCGCUGCUGGGCGCGCCGAAGACGACGCCUCGGCAGACCCCGCGCGUCGCGAGGGCGCCGCUGGCGGCGGCGACCGAGAGGGUCGGGCAUUGAGCGAGGAGCGCGGCAAGGCGUCGUCGGAAGUAGAGGCCGACGCGGCGGCCGCGGACGUGGAGGCGGAGGCUGACGACCUGCGCCAGCUUGCCGAGGAGAGCGGCGGCGACGGCGGCGAGCUCGGAGAGGAGGAGCAGCCGCGCGAGGAAGACCCCGAGGCGAUCGAUGCAGCCGCGGCUGCUAGUGGACAUGCGCUGCGAUUCUUCGGGGAGUGGGUGGACGCCUAUAUGCCCCCCGUCCUCAAAGAGCACGCCGCGUACGUCACGGAAUCGAUGCCCCAGGCGCUCUCGGUGGCGGCGCUUGGCGACGGAAUGCUCGUCGCGGCGCCCGUGCUCACGGAAUUGCAGAGGGUGUUCCAGAAGCACGGUCUCUUGUCGGAGGGUUUUCGCAUCGCUGCCCACUGCCGCACGGACGCGGCUAAGAGCACCGUGGCGAAUCAGCGCGCUGAAGUGUUCGCGAGGUGGUGCGCGCCGUUAGGCGGAUCUGGGCGGAGCGUGGACGACGGAAUCCGGGGCGUCGGCGGCCUCCCCAGAGGUGCUGCUGCGCGCGCCAGGGGGGGCCCAGCCUUGCUCUUGGGGAGCUGUUCGUUCAGGCGCCCGGGGGCCAGCGGCGCCAGCGCGGCCAGCAUUCUCCUGCAGUGUGCGGCGCAGAACAGCGAGCUCGUUCUCGUGGAGAGCACGGACGGGCCGGGGGAGAGCAUCCCGCACGACGAAUUGCAGGAAACCGACGAGUGGCAGUGUCUGACCUUCGUCGUGGACUCGGCGGACUACGGCGCGCCUUUCAGCAAGUGCAGCAGGUGGCGGUUGGCGGCGCGCGGGGGCGCCCUGUUGAACAUGGAGUCGGGGACUGAGUUCUUCCGCGUGUUCGCAGAGAGC